AUUAUCUCAGAAUGCCAAAUGAUUGCUGUUGGGAGCAAAUCCACUGAUACUUGUGACAGAAACAUGGAAGCAGAAUCCAACGAGGAAGAUAAGCGUUUCAUUUACUUCAACCCUAACUUUUGUAUAAACAACAUAAAUGUCAAGGAGUUAGUCCUUCGAGCAGAACAAGCUGCCAGCGUUUCUAAAGCACCAGACACAUCAGCUCAGACAAAUCAGAAUACUUUGUCUCUCACUGGUAAUCAAAACAAUCCAUUUAGUUCUCCUCCAGCAGUACCUGCUUUCACCUCCGAAUCUGUAAGAAAUAACCCAGCCCCAGCCUUUCCAGGACCUUCUGAUAACCUGCCUGCUAAGAAACGAGUUGUUCUCCUCCCCACUCCUAAACCUAAUACUUUCAAGAUACCCCCGCCCAGACACCUUAACAAGGGUCCGGUUCCAGCACCAAGUUGGAUCAAGGACAAUCCCUUCUAUGCAAAAGACAUUGAUUGGAAUGACAGAGACCAUCCAUGGUACCAUCGCGAUCCAAAUUAUGUUAGCAAUCUGUUAAAUCUUGCUGCAGACUAUGCAAAGCGGCCUAACGAAAUGCCGAGAUGUCGGAUGCCUCCACUAUCUAAAAGAGAGCUAUUAUUCCGAAUGGAAAAAGAACACAAACAUGGGAAAUUGCUUUCAUCCUUGGUACCUUGUGCUGUCGAAAAGUUCAUUAGAUACAUGAAUGUGGUGAAAGAUCAGAUUGAUUUCGAUAUGCUCAGAAUUGAUUAUUCCAAAAAUCAGUCAUAUUCAGAAUGCAGGAGGAAGCGAUCAAUGAUGAAAGCAUUGGGUGUCAAUAAGUUCCAUUAUGUUAAUGAAAAAGCUGCUGAUGAGUUAUUUGCUAGGAGUCAGAAUUUAAAGGGCUUUAAAAAACAAAUCAGAAAAGAUCUGGACCUCUCAAAACUGGACACUUCUAAACUUACAGUUGGUCAAAGAAGAUUCUUGUUCAAGCAUCAUGUCCUGAAACAGGGUAAAACAGUUUAUGUGAACCCAGAUAAGGAUAAAACCCCUAGCUCUAGCUCCUCCUCUAGUUCUCCUCUUGUAGCUGUCAAUAAGUUUAAAGCAGUUUCCAAAGCAAGCCUUGUCCCAACUAAGAACCGGAAACUACGCCUGUCACUCCGCUACAGAAGGUCUGAUGAACCCAUUCUUCAAGACUGCAGAUUCUACAUAAAAACUGGGAAGUGCAAGUUUGGUGUUCGCUGUAUCAGAAAGCAUGAUCCAUCCAAACUUCCUACGAGAUUAAAGAAAGCGGCUGCAAGGAAGAUGCCCAAGUCGUCGUUUAGUGUGAACAAUAUUCCUAAACUUCCGAGACGGCCAUACAGUUCACUGCCCCCACCGCCACCAUUAAUACCAAUCUCUGAAUUAAAGUUAUCAAAACUUCCGGUUGUAAACCUGUCUAAGAAACCACCCUCCAGUGCUUCAGUUCCCUCUUCAAGCACUGCUUCACCUCCGACUACAAAUCCUGGUCAUGUGACCGCUCCAGCCGCCAGUCCUUCUCCUCGCAAUUCAAACUACAGAUUUAUCAACAACCCCAAACUGGGCCCCACUAAAGUAGGCCUCAAUAAAAAACUGGUAAAUCGCGCUCUCAAGUGGAAGAGGAAGACGGCCACGAGAAGAAAGCAGGACUGCAUGUUUUUUAUCCGACGGGGAAAGUGUGCGUUUGGUGAGGAGUGUAGGAAGAGACAUGAUCCUGCUAAAGUCACCCUGUGUAACCACUUUAUCUUCUACAACCGUUGCAACAACUCUCAGUGUCCCUUCCAGCAUAAGCUGAUAAAGGAGAAGAUGCCGCUCUGUCUAUACUUCUACGCUAACAAGUGCUCCAAAGAAGACUGUCCGUUUCUACACGUUAAAUUGGGUAUUGAUGUACCUGUCUGUGAGAAGUUUACUGCUGGUCACUGUGAGAAAGGAACUAACUGUACAAAGCGACACACACGUGACUGUGAAACUCACUUCACCACUGGUUUCUGUCUGGACACUGAGUGCACCUUGCUACACCAGAAGAUACUCAGGACCCGGACUUACUCUUUUAGCUCCAUUGACAAUGCAAUGGACGUGGAUAGACCCUACUUUGAUGGAGAUGAUUUUAUUCCUAUCGGACUUGGCAGGAUUGAGGACAACGCCUCUCCAGAUAUUCUGAAAAUGUUGGAUUCUGACGUGGAGUCCAUUGCUGGAUCACUAGCCGAAUGUGAUUCUUUAGACUGAUGGAAUACGAACGGUGAAGCAGCUUGGAACCUCAAAUGUCUUAUAGGUACUCAAUGCAACGUUGUACUGGAUGCACAUUGCACGUGCAAAGUAUGGUAGUCCCUACGAGUCAAGUAAGUCUUCAUUGUAGUGUACAAUGUAUUUAUAUUGGUGUGUCAUAGUACCAUCUUCAGAAAAUUCAGGGUGAAGCGGUUCUCUCUGAAUAUGACUAUGUUUGAAAAUGAAUACUGUUCAGUGUUCACUGCUGAUGCAUUAUCUAAAAUCCAAUAAUUUCUACUUCAUUAAAGCUAUUUUGGAGGGUCAGCUGUAAUUCAUGUUGCAAUGUAAUUAAAUAUUUAUAUGGUUCCACGUCCUGUACGACUAAUGGUACCACCGCCCGCCUCCAAGUUCUAAAUUAAGCUUUCAUCUGCGCCACUCCCAAUUCUUCAUUUUCUUUGCUGUUACCAUUUCCAUCCGACGAGCUCAUUAUUUAGUUCUCCAUAUAAUACAUCAAAGCUGUAAGGAUCGUUUUAUUAUGCUGCAUGUUUCCCUUCUACCAUAUUUUGAGGGUAUUUCUCAAUGUGCUGUCUUCAGUCUUUGUUUUUUUAACAAGUCAUAUUCGCUCAGAGGGAAUUUCUAUAAUCACCUGAUUAGUAUUUAUCUUGUUUUUUUAUUCAGAAAAAGACUGUUUUAAUGUUUUUAAAGUAAAGUUACUUUAUUUUUAUCAGUAUCAUCUAAAAUAAGACAUUCAAAUGCUGUCGCCAAGCUUUCAUUAAUAAAGCAAGAAAAAAAGGAAAAAAAAGUUUAAAUAUUACAAGAUUAUCUGAACUCAAGAUACGUAAGAUUAUUGUAAAUUUCAUUUCAUACUAUCUUUUUGCAAUAA
This is a messenger RNA of Bolinopsis microptera, 3088 nucleotides long. RefSeq lists its product as uncharacterized. NCBI's taxonomy places the organism in Eukaryota, Metazoa, Ctenophora, Tentaculata, Lobata, Bolinopsidae. Gene Ontology annotation, cellular component: nucleus. The transcript is spliced from 5 exons. Bases 19 to 2226 code for a protein of 735 amino acids. Gene Ontology annotation, molecular function: metal ion binding. The record is from RefSeq and is a predicted model, not a curated record.